AAAGUGAGUGCUGAGGUGACUUUUCUUCCAAGAGUUGAAUAGAACCGUUCAGGAUGGUUACACCGGACCUCAAUACACUGAUGACCCGCCUGGGCAUCACACGGAUACUGGGGAUCAUCUCCAACUGUAUCUGUUUUAGUUUGAUGGCAUCAGUGGGUGUCUAUAACUUUUCCUUUUGGACUUGGUGCUUGUUUACCUGGAGCUUCAGCUUCUGCACCACUUUACUGAUACUCAUUCUGGAACUCUUUAGUCUCAACCAGCGGCUACCCAUUUCCUGGAAUGAUUUCACCGCUGCCUUCUCCAUUGUGGCUACCCUAAUGGUAUUUGCAACGUCUGUUAUCAUGUCUGUGUUCUUCGCUAAGUUUGGCUAUGCCAAAUUCAUCGCCGCCACUGCUAUUUCAUUUUUCUCUUUCGGCUUGCAUUGCAAUGAGAUUACUUAUAUAUGGAAACAAUCGGACGAGAUCAGUGGAUUUCUAUCCUCAAUUCCAGGACUUCUAAAAAUCAUAGAAGCCUUCGUCGCCUGCGUCAUCUUCAUCUGUCUGGACUUCAGUCCCUACCCUUUUUAUCCAGGACUGCAAUGGUGUGUGGCCGUUUACUCCAUCUGCUUUAUUUUUGCCAUGUUUUUCAUCAUUACAACCAUUGGCAGACUGCAGUCUUGGCUCCCUGUACCCAUUGAUAAAGUAAUGCUGGUUUGCAAUGUUCUGGCUGUUGUGAUGUACAUGACAGCUGUGAUCAUCUGGCCGGUGUACAGCUUCAGAAACAUUAGCAGCUCAGACUGCCCCACUGUAGCUUUCUGUCCGCGGAAAUUGAUUAUUGUCAUAACUUUCAUGACGUGUUUCAAUUUUGUCGCCUAUGUUGUGGACUUAGUUUAUUCUUUGCGACAACAUUUCUUCAGUCAAUCUUAAAUAUGCCAAUAAAUGAGGACAUUUGUGA
Molecule: messenger RNA, 933 nt
Organism: Oryzias latipes (Japanese medaka)
Lineage: Eukaryota; Metazoa; Chordata; Actinopteri; Beloniformes; Adrianichthyidae
Source: RefSeq, a predicted model, not a curated record